Messenger RNA from Microsporum canis CBS 113480, 942 nucleotides. RefSeq names its product 4'-phosphopantetheinyl transferase NpgA. Gene Ontology annotation, cellular component: cytosol. NCBI's taxonomy places the organism in Eukaryota, Fungi, Ascomycota, Eurotiomycetes, Onygenales, Arthrodermataceae. Bases 1 to 942 code for a protein of 313 amino acids. The record is from RefSeq and is a predicted model, not a curated record. The transcript has 3 exons. Gene Ontology annotation, molecular function: holo-[acyl-carrier-protein] synthase activity; magnesium ion binding.
AUGACAUCUCAAACACUCGAUCCGUCUCAUCUUACAAGAUGGUACAUCGACAUGAGCAAAUGGACACAAUCCACCACCUCGCUUCCUCUUAUCGACAGCCUACAACCAGCCGAGCAGAAGAAGAUCAAGGCCUUCUAUCAUGUUGCAGACCAGCAUAUGUCUCUAGCCUCCAGCCUGCUGAAGUAUCUAUACAUCCAUCGCACCGCCAGAGUGCCCUGGAACCAGGUCAUCAUCAGUCGCACGCCCAAACCCCACUGCAGGCCGUGCUAUAUCCCGCUUAAGGACAACGAUGAGUCGCUGCGUCUCGAAUUCAACGUCAGCCACCAGGCUUCCAUCGUAGCGCUGGCGGGAUGCAUGUAUCGUGCUGACGUCGAGACUGAAGCAAAUGACAAGCAAAAGCUUGACCCGUCUUCGCGCGGUGAUAAGGGGCCGCCUCAGGUCGGGGUUGAUAUUACUUGUACCGAUGAGCGGGAGAGACGGAAUCCGGCGUUGAUGCCCAGUACAGACAGAGAAUUCUGUGAAUUCGUGGAUAUAUUCACAGAGGCGUUUUCGGCUCGAGAGCUGCAGAUUAUCAAGUCUGGCGCUGGUGCUGGUGAUAGAUCUAUACGGUACCGCACCCGUUUAUUCUACACCUACUGGGCCCUGAAAGAGGCUUAUAUAAAGAUGGUUGGAGAAGGGCUGUUGGCAAGCUGGUUGCAAAAACUGGAAUUCACCAAUGUCGUCCCUCCCGAGCCUGAAGAUGGGCCGGUCUGGGGCAAGCCUUUGCAGGGGAUUGAGGUCCGGUUGAAAGGGGAGCUGGUUGAUAAUGGUUCGGCAAUGCUGCUGCCUUUGAAUACAUGGGAUGAAUUUAAGUCUAUUGAUAUCGAGAAGGACGUUGGGGCCCUUGUGCUCGGGGAGAGUCUACCCAUACUCCUGAUGCAAAUGCUUGAGGUAACGGCUUGA